Molecule: messenger RNA, 3443 nt
Organism: Phragmites australis (common reed)
Lineage: Eukaryota; Viridiplantae; Streptophyta; Magnoliopsida; Poales; Poaceae
Product: pre-mRNA-splicing factor ATP-dependent RNA helicase DEAH1-like
Exons: 1
Coding region: 50-3259 (1069 amino acids)
Cellular component (GO): catalytic step 2 spliceosome; intracellular anatomical structure
Molecular function (GO): RNA binding; ATP binding
Source: RefSeq, a predicted model, not a curated record
CUCUAUCCAUCCCUCGUCGCGGGGAGACGGCCGGAGGAGAGGCCAGGUCAUGGAGAGCGAGGGUCAGAUCAAGACGUGGCUCUCAGACCGGCUGAUGGCGCUGCUGGGGUACUCCCAGGGCGUCGUCGUGCAGCUCGUGGUCCGGCUCGCGCGGGACUGCGCCUCCGCCGGGGACCUCGCGGCGCGGCUGGUCGACCUCGGCGGGUUCCCUUCCUCCCCCGAUACGGCCGCCUUCGCGGAGGACGUCUACGGCAGGCUACCGCACAAGCAGGGGGCUACCGGAGGCGGCCCAGGGGUCAGUGAGUACCAGAGGCAGAUGCAUGACGCGGCGGCGCUGGUCAAGAAGCAGAGCGAGUUCAAGCUGCUCGACAAAAGCGACGACGAGGAGGUGGAGGGUGGCGUCGCCACGUCGUCUUCUCACAGCGGAAGGAAGCGUUUCAGGAAGAAGGGCCUGCCCCAAGAGAACGACGAGGAGGCGGCCGCAUUGUCCGAUUCUGGACGGAGCGUGCGACGGCGGCGUUGUCCGGAGUCCGACGAGGAUGCCGGCGAUCCUGAUGAGGAGGAAGAGAUGAGGCGUGAUCAGAUUGAGAGGGCCCAGCUCGAACGGAACAUCCGGGAACGCGAUGAGGCGAACACAAGGAGAUUGAUGGAUCGGAAGGCGUCCAAGCAAGAGCUGGACGAGCGAGCUCACCGAUCUGAAGCGAUGGACAAGGGCGAAACCUCGGAGCUCAGACGUUUGUCCCGUCGCGCGUACCUGCAGAAGCGGAAGGAGAAGAAGGUCGAGGAGAUGCGGGACGAGAUCCUAGACCACGAGUUCAUGUGCGAUGGCGUCAGGCUCACGGACGCCGAGGAGAGGGAGUUCAGGCGCAAGAAGGAAAUAUACGGCCUUGUCCACGACCACGCCGAGAACGGCGACGGCGCCGGCGACUACUACAGGAUGCCUGACGCCUACGAUGACGCCGCGAACGCGGACCAGGAGAAGAGGUUCUCGGUUGCGAGGCGGCGGCACGACGACGUCAGCACUGAGGCGAGAGGCCGCAAGGCGAACGCUUUCUCGGAGCAGGAGUCCUGGGAAGAACAGCAGAUCAGGAAGUCUCGGCUGCAAUUUGGAUCGAAGGACCGCAGCCGCCCUGGCGAAGAAUACGAGUUCGUGUUUGAAGACGGCAUCGAGUUCGUCAAGUCGGCGACGAUGUUGGGCACCGAGCCGGACGACGAGGCGGACGAACUGGCCGACGACAUUGAUGCCAAUGUUAUACUGCAAAGGGAGCUCCAAGACGAGAGGGAGACCCUCCCGGUCUACAAGUUCAAGGACAAGCUCCUCAAAGCCAUUGCGGAGCACCAGGUGAUCAUCGUCGUCGGCGAGACCGGCUCCGGCAAGACGACGCAGAUACCUCAGUACCUUCACGAGGCCGGGUACACGGCCAAGGGGCGGAAGAUCGCGUGCACGCAGCCUCGCCGCGUGGCGGCGAUGAGCGUGGCGGCCAGGGUGGCGCAGGAAAUGGGCGUCAAGCUCGGCCACGAGGUGGGAUACUCCAUCCGGUUCGAGGAUUGCACGUCGGAGAAGACGGUGGUCAAGUACAUGACCGACGGGAUGCUCCUGCGUGAGUUCCUCGGCGAGCCGGACCUGGCCAGCUACGGCGUCGUCAUCGUGGACGAGGCGCACGAGCGCUCGAUCUCCACCGACAUCCUUCUGGGACUCGUCAAGGACGUCGCGCGGUUCCGGCCGGACAUGAAGCUGCUCAUCUCCAGCGCGACGCUCAACGCGGAGAAGUUCAGCGACUUCUUUGACAUGGCGCCGGUGUUCAAAAUCCCGGGGAGGCGCUACAAAGUGGACAUCCACUACACGGCGGCGCCGGAGGCGGACUACGUCGACGCGGCCGUAGCGACGGUGCUGCAGCUGCACGUCACGCAGCCCCCCGGCGACAUCCUACUGUUCCUCACGGGGCAAGAGGAGAUCGAGACGGUGGAGGAGAUCCUCCGGCGCCGGACCCGGGGCCUGGGCACCAAGAUCGCGGAGCUGGUGAUCUGCCCGAUCUACGCGAACCUGCCCACCGAGCUCCAGGCCAAGAUCUUCGAACUGACGCCGCCGGGCGCGCGGAAGGUGGUGCUGUCCACCAACAUCGCCGAGACGUCGCUGACCAUCGACGGGAUCAGCUACGUGGUCGACCCGGGGUUCUGCAAAGUGAAGUCGUACAGCCCGCGCACGGGGACGGAGUCGCUGCUCGUCCGCCCCAUCUCCAAGGCGUCGGCUGACCAGCGCGCCGGCCGGUCGGGGCGCACGGGCCCCGGCAAGUGCUUCCGCCUUUUCACGGAGCACAGCUUCAAUAUGGACAUGGAGGACGAGACGGUGCCCGAGAUCCAGCGGAGCAACCUGGCCAGCGUGGUGCUCUCGCUCAAGGCGCUGGGGAUCAACGACCUGGUGAACUUCGACUUCAUGGACCCGCCGGCGUCAGAGGCGCUGCUCAAGGCGCUCGAGAACCUCUUCGCCCUCGGCGCGCUCAACUGCCGCGGCGAGCUGACCAAGACUGGACGUCGGAUGGUGGAGCUUCCGCUCGACCCUAUGCUGAGCAAGGCGAUCGUGGCGUCCGAGCGGUACGGGUGCUCCAAGGAGGUGAUCACCAUCGCGUCCAUGCUGUCAGCCGGGAACGCCGUCUUCUACCGGCCCAAGGACAAGGCGAUGCUCGCCGACUCCGCGCGGCAGCGCUUCGAUGCGGCCAACGUCAGCGACCACAUCGCGCUGCUCAACGUGUACACCGAGUGGGAGGCGUCCGGGUACUCGGCGCAGUGGUGCCUCGAUCACUUCGUGCAGUCGCGCACCAUGCGGCGUGCACGGGACGUGCGGGAGCAGCUGGAGGCGCUGCUUGAGCGGGUGGAGAUCGACCGCCAGUCCUGCGCCGGCGACCUCGAUGCGGUCAGGAAGGCCAUCACGGCGGGGUUCUUCCACAACUCGGCGCAGCGGCGGAGGGAUGGGACGUACCGGACCGUCAAGAGCUUGCGGACGGUGUUCGUGCACCCGAGCUCCGGGAUGGCGCGGGUGGACCCGCCGGCGCGUUGGGUGGUGUACCACGAGCUGGUGGAGACGACCAAGGAGUACAUGCGGCAGGUGACGGAGCUCAAGCCGGAGUGGCUGCUGGAGAUCGCGCCGCACUACUACCGGGACAACAACGUCGACACGCCUGAACCGAAGAAGAAGGCGGACAAAGCGCAAGGGCAGAGCACGAGCGGCGCAGUAGCCACGGAGAGGCGGAGUCGAAUCUGAAUGACUUCUUUAAAAUAUAAUCACUAACGUGUGUACAACGGGCAUCAAACUUACAUGUAAUAUUUAACCGUUGUCAACUUGUAGCAAGUCAAUUUGUGUGAAGUUCCGAACAAUGGGCUCAAGAUAUUUGUUUACAGUCAGCUAUCAUAAGGAGCUAGUAGCCACCGAUUGAAUGUAAUAUUUA